Molecule: messenger RNA, 782 nt
Organism: Cucumis sativus (cucumber)
Lineage: Eukaryota; Viridiplantae; Streptophyta; Magnoliopsida; Cucurbitales; Cucurbitaceae
Product: proline--tRNA ligase, cytoplasmic
Exons: 6
Coding region: 1-759 (252 amino acids)
Biological process (GO): prolyl-tRNA aminoacylation
Cellular component (GO): aminoacyl-tRNA synthetase multienzyme complex; cytoplasm
Molecular function (GO): ATP binding; proline-tRNA ligase activity
Source: RefSeq, a predicted model, not a curated record
AUGUUAGAAGACUUAAUUUUAUUAACCACUGACUGCAGGAGUCGUGAGUUCCUAUGGCAGGAAGGGCACACUGCUUUUGCUACUAAGGAUGAAGCAGAUACAGAGGUUCUUGAGAUAUUGGAACUGUAUAGACGCAUAUAUGAAGAAUACCUGGUGAUUCCUGUUAUUAAGGGCAAGAAGAGUGAGAUGGAGAAGUUUGCUGGUGGUCUUUACACCACAAGCGUUGAGGCAUUUAUCCCAAACACUGGUCGUGGUAUUCAAGGUGCGACUUCACAUUGUUUGGGUCAAAAUUUUGCAAAAUUGUUUGAAAUCAACUUUGAAAAUGAAAAGGGGGAGAAAGCUAUGGUCUGGCAAAAUUCGUGGGCCUAUAGUACCAGAACGAUUGGUGUGAUGGUUAUGGUUCACGGUGAUGACAAGGGAUUGGUGAUGCCUCUCCAAGUUGCAUCAAUUCAAGUCAUUAUAGUUCCUGUUCCCUACAAAGAUGCAGACACUCAAGGAAUUUUUUAUGCUUGUUCUGCCACUUCGGAUAUGUUGUCCAAAGCAGGAAUUCGUGCAGAGGUAGACAUUGGGGAGAACUAUUCUCCUGGAUGGAAAUACUCCCACUGGGAGAUGAAAGGUGUUCCACUCAGGAUUGAAAUAGGGCCCAAGGACUUAGCAAACAAUCAGGUACGCGCAGUUCGCCGUGAUAAUUCUGCAAAGAAGGACAUACCCAACCCUUCACUCUUGUUCAUAGUGAUGUCUGGGGACCAUCCAAGAUAACAACCUCAUCUGAAAAACGGUGG